This is a messenger RNA of Mugil cephalus (flathead mullet), 2054 nucleotides long. Its product is annotated as V-type proton ATPase subunit d 1. Gene Ontology annotation, biological process: vacuolar transport; proton transmembrane transport; vacuolar acidification. Gene Ontology annotation, molecular function: proton-transporting ATPase activity, rotational mechanism. NCBI's taxonomy places the organism in Eukaryota, Metazoa, Chordata, Actinopteri, Mugiliformes, Mugilidae. The coding region runs from base 67 to 1119 and encodes 350 amino acids. The record is from RefSeq and is a predicted model, not a curated record. The transcript is spliced from 8 exons. Gene Ontology annotation, cellular component: proton-transporting V-type ATPase, V0 domain; vacuolar proton-transporting V-type ATPase complex; lysosomal membrane.
CGGUCAGCUGAUGCUAAUGCUAACCAGCCGGACCCGGAGCAGCGACGGAUCUGACAGCCUGACAGGAUGCCUUUCUCCGAGCUGUAUUUUAACGUCGAUAACGGCUACCUGGAGGGGCUGGUGAGGGGCUUCAAAGCUGGAAUCCUGUCCCAGACGGAUUAUUUGAACCUCGUCCAGUGUGAGACCCUGGAAGACCUGAAGCUCCACCUGCAGAGCACAGACUAUGGCAGCUUCCUGGCAAACGAGGCGUCUCCUCUCACCGUGUCGGUCAUCGACGACAAGCUGAAGGAGAAGAUGGUGGUGGAGUUUCGCCACAUGAGGAACCAGUCGUAUGAGCCGCUGGCCAGCUUCAUGGACUUCAUCACGUACAGCUACAUGAUCGAUAACGUCAUCCUGCUCAUCACCGGCACCCUGCACCAGAGGGCCAUCUCUGAGCUGGUGCCCAAGUGUCACCCGCUGGGCAGCUUCGAGCAGAUGGAGGCCGUCAACAUCGCCCAGACGCCCGCCGAGCUCUACAACGCCAUCCUGGUGGACACCCCGCUGGCUGCAUUCUUCCAGGACUGUAUAUCUGAGCAGGACUUGGACGAGAUGAACAUUGAGAUCAUCCGUAACACACUUUACAAGGCUUACCUGGAGGCUUUCUACAAGUUCUGCUCCAACCUGGGAGGAACGACGGCUGACACCAUGUGUCCCAUUCUGGAGUUCGAGGCCGACAGGAGAGCCUUCAUCAUCACCAUCAACUCCUUCGGCACGGAGCUGUCCAAGGAGGACCGCGCCAAGCUCUUCCCUCACUGCGGCAAGCUUUACCCAGAAGGCCUUGCACAGCUGGCCCGUGCAGAUGACUACGAGCAGGUCAAGGCCGUCGCUGAUUUCUACCCCGAGUACAAGCUGCUGUUUGAGGGCGCCGGCAGUAACCCGGGAGAUAAAACACUGGAGGACCGCUUCUUUGAGCACGAGGUGAAGCUGAACAAGCUGGCCUUCCUCAACCAGUUCCACUUCAGUGUCUUCUACGCCUACGUCAAGCUGAAGGAGCAGGAGUGCAGGAACAUCGUGUGGAUCGCCGAGUGCAUCGCCCAGCGGCACCGUGCUAAAAUCGACAACUACAUUCCCAUCUUCUGAGCCCCCCCCAUUCUCUCCUCCACCGUCAUUUCAUUCCCUCCUUCGUGUCCGGCUGCAACUCGCUCUCAGAGAUUCUGACAGCGUGAUGCUGAAGUCCCCCCACUCUUCUCUCAUAGGUGUGAAUUGGUUCCAGUCCGGCUCAUUAUUCCCUCCAAACUAGAACAACACAGUCAAACUAAACACAGAGUAAGAACUAGAAGAAUCACAUGAGCCGGGUUCACCUGAGGUCCCAGUUGGAAGUUAUUUGACUUUCAAACACUUGUUUGUGAAUGAAACAAAAAAUACAUUUGCAAUUUACCAGGCCACCGGGACAGAACAGUCUUGAGGUUAUUUACCUCCAGAAAACACCAAACACUUCCAGCUGCAGCUAAAAAAUCAGUCAAAAGAUAAUAAUAAUUAAAAAAAAAAAAAAAAAAAGAUUAAUGUGACAAAUCUGGAUCUUAAUCAACCUCUGACUCUGGUGAUAUGAAAACAUUCCUCUGCUCUGCAUCAUAUUUAUUUUUGUUUUAGUGCUACAUUUUGUCGGCAUGUCUGGUAAUUACUGUGCCCCCCCCCCUCCUCCAUCUAGAACUAAUGAGUGAAAUGUGCGAGCCCCUCCUGAUUUGUCGUGUCACUAGAUUGUCGUUUAAUAUUUAACACAGUUGAUCAGGAGCUUCCAGUCGCCACCGCCCCCCCCCGCUCCUGCUCCUGUGUGACGUUUCUGUAAAGUGAAGAAACCAGAAGGAGGAAGAAUCUGUGUUGGUACGUGGUGGAUGAAAUGUUUAAAUAAAAUAAACAUACAAAGAAAAUAGAGAUAUUUAAAGAUGAAUAUAUGAUUUUUUUUUUCUCAUGCUGUAAAAAAAGUUGAUUUAUUACUGUUUUCAUGUGUUAUUUGUGACGUGUAUUAUGAAUGUGACAAGAAAUAAACUGCACCAGCGCAGGUCUGGAGACAGUUA